UCCCGGAUGCUGUGCCGUUGAGCUAGCUGCGGGGAGGAUGCGUUGGUUGGCGCUCUCGUUCAUCUCGUUAUGGAUUUGCGCUCUUUAUUGCGCCGCCGGCGACAACACCGGCGUUAAAAAGAUGAAGAUGCAGUUCGCGACGGGGCCGCUGCUCAAGUUCCAGAUUUGUAUCUCCUGAGGGUACAAGCGGGUGUUUGAGGAGUACACGCAGGCUUUGUACCAGCGGUACCCAGACAUCCGCAUAGAGGGGGAGAACUAUCUUCCUCUGCCUGUUUACAGGUACAUUGCUUCCUUUCUGUCUGUUUUCAAACUGCUGUUGAUCGGAGUGAUCGUCGUAGGGAAGGACCCGUUCGCCCUCUUCGGUAUGCCGACUCCAGGACUUUGGCUUUGGAGUCAAGAGAAUAAGGUAUACGCCUGCAUGAUGGUGUUCUUCUUCAGCAAUAUGAUUGAAAAUCAGUGUAUGUCUACGGGUGCUUUUGAGAUCACACUCAACGAUGUUCCAGUGUGGUCCAAGCUGGAGUCCGGCCACCUGCCCUCCAUGCAGCAGCUGGUGCAGAUCCUGGAGAACGAGAUGAAGAUGAACGUGCACAUGGACAGACUCCCACACCAUCACUCGUAACCCUUCCUCCUCCCCACUGCCUGGAGCCUAGGACUCCUCCAUUUUUGAGGUGGGGCUCUCCUACGGUUGCGAGGCGACGUUUAUGAAGGUUUGUGCUGAAAGUAGUGGAUCUACUAGCGCAGGCCGGAUGUCCCGCUCGCUCCUCGCCACACCCCCCGGAGACGCCCGCCUACAGAUACCGGCUUGGGGUCCACGGCAACAGCGGUGGCCGUUUGUUACUACUGAAGCCCACAUGCUGUGCAAUAACCUUUCAGUUCAGGAUUAACAUAUACGUAGAUUUUGGUAAGAGAGAAUCUGCACUGAAGCACAUCUGUGUAGUUCGUGUUGAGCUCCUUCAAGCGUUACUGCCACUGACGGAAUCUUGGGGAGUCUCUCCACUUCCACCUUUUAACGCUCAUUGUAUGGCUAAAACAUGGUCUUUGCGUACUUUCAUAAGAGAUUGAAGACGACGUGUAACUUAUUCAACUGACCCAGUCAUGGCUGUUUAACAUUAGACAGAUUGUGGGUUGUUUUAUUGACCUCCUGUAAUUUUUGUAUUCGUUUCUAUAGCCAACCAUGUUAACUGAGAGGAUAAUAAAAUUAAUUCUAACAAAGGUGA
Molecule: messenger RNA, 1217 nt
Organism: Colossoma macropomum (tambaqui)
Lineage: Eukaryota; Metazoa; Chordata; Actinopteri; Characiformes; Serrasalmidae
Gene: selenot1a
Product: selenoprotein T, 1a
Exons: 6
Biological process (GO): cell redox homeostasis
Cellular component (GO): endoplasmic reticulum membrane
Molecular function (GO): thioredoxin-disulfide reductase (NADPH) activity
Source: RefSeq, a predicted model, not a curated record